CUAUUAAAAGAUUAUUUAGAAACACGAUAAGCAGUGACUACGUGUACUUUCUUAAUUAUAUUGUUUAAUUAGAGUAGAUCAACUGUGGAUUCCUUCAUAUAGAAUAUUGUAUUUGUUGGAAUAAUGAAUCAUUCGCCCGCAGUAGUAUCAAGGAGAUCUGUUGGUUACAAAAGUUUAAUAACGUUCACAGUACUUUUGAUUGCGUGGCUUGCCGGUUUUUCUUCACGUUUAUUCGCAGUGAUUCGAUUUGAAUCUAUUAUUCAUGAGUUCGAUCCAUGGUUUAAUUACCGCGCUACAGGGUAUAUGGUGCAACAUGGAUUUUAUAAAUUUUUGAAUUGGUUUGAUGAACGAGCCUGGUAUCCUUUGGGAAGAAUUGUUGGUGGAACGGUAUAUCCAGGACUUAUGAUAACUUCUGGUUGCAUACACUACAUUUUACAUACCUUGAAUAUACCGAUACAUAUACGUGAUAUUUGCGUUUUUUUGGCACCGAUUUUUAGUGGAUUAACAUCGAUUUCAACCUAUUUGCUUACUAGUGAAUUAUGGUCCCGAGGAGCAGGGCUUUUUGCUGCAAGUUUUAUAGCUAUUGUUCCUGGUUAUAUAAGCCGUUCAGUAGCAGGCUCUUACGACAACGAAGGAAUUGCCAUAUUUGCACUACAAUUUACAUAUUUCUUAUGGGUACGUUCAUUGAAAACUGGAUCCGUUUUUUGGUCGGCUGGAGCAGCACUAUCUUAUUUUUACAUGGUGUCGGCAUGGGGAGGAUAUGUAUUUAUUACUAACUUAAUACCACUUCACGUAUUUGUCCUGCUUCUAAUGGGUCGGUACUCUGAGAGGAUUCUAACCAGCUAUUCGACGUUCUACAUUUUGGGACUACUAUUAUCGAUGCAAAUACCGUUUGUAGGUUUUCAACCUAUACGAACAAGUGAGCACAUGGCCGCUCUGGGAAUAUUUGUACUUUUGCUUAUUAUCGCAGUCCUUCGUCACUUACAAAGUGUAUUAUCUCGAAGUGAAUAUCGCAAAAUAUAUCUCUUUGGAGUCAUAGCGGCCGCAGUUAUAGUAUUUACUGGUGUAGUUGUUCUUACAGUAUUGGGUGUUAUUGCUCCGUGGAGUGGUCGAUUUUAUUCAUUAUGGGAUACUGGAUAUGCUAAAAUACAUAUCCCUAUUAUUGCCUCGGUAUCGGAACAUCAACCGACUACAUGGUUUUCUUUUUUCUUCGAUUUGCAUAUACUCGCUUGUUCGUUUCCAGUUGGAAUUUGGUAUUGCAUAAAGAAUGUUAAUGAUGAACGUGUUUUCGUUAUACUUUAUGCCAUCAGUGCUGUAUAUUUUGCCGGUGUUAUGGUGCGAUUAAUGCUAACUCUUACUCCAGUCGUGUGCAUUCUUGCUGGGAUUGCAUUUUCUAAUUUGUUUGAAGUAUUUCUCAAAGAAGACAGCAAUUCAAAUACAUUUGCUCACAAAACUAUAACCUAUGUGGAUGAUCGCGAUGAUAAUUCAAUGGAGAAAAAAAAUCUGUAUGACAAAGCUGGAAAAGUUAAAUUUCGUCCGAAACAUGAUUCUUUACAUGAGACCCGAAGCGGAAUAGGUUCCAACCUGAAAAGCGUUAUUAUCCUUGCUAUUUUAAUGAUAUUGAUGAUGUUUGCAGUGCAUUGUACGUGGGUUACAAGUAACGCUUAUUCGAGUCCAUCGAUUGUUCUAGCCUUCCAUAACAACCAGGACGGUUCACGUAAUAUAUUGGAUGACUUCCGGGAAGCUUAUUAUUGGCUUUCCCAAAAUACUGAUGAUAAUGCCCGUAUUAUGUCAUGGUGGGACUAUGGUUAUCAAAUUGCUGGAAUGGCAAACAGAACUACAUUGGUUGACAAUAACACUUGGAAUAAUAGUCAUAUAGCAUUAGUUGGAAAAGCUAUGUCAUCUACGGAGGAAAAAUCAUAUGAAAUUAUGACUUCUUUAGAUGUGGAUUAUGUUCUCGUUAUAUUCGGUGGAGUUAUUGGUUAUUCUGGUGAUGAUAUUAAUAAGUUUUUGUGGAUGGUUCGAAUCGCUGAGGGUGAGCAUCCCAAAGACAUUAAAGAAAGUGAUUACUUUACGGACAGGGGAGAGUUUCGUAUAGAUUCCGAAGGUGCUCCUGCUCUUCUUAACUGUCUCAUGUAUAAACUAAGUUACUAUCGAUUCGGAGAAUUGAAGCUUGAUUACAGGGGUCCUGCAGGAUACGAUCGAACAAGGAACGCAAUUAUAGGAAACAAAGAUUUUGAACUUACUUAUCUUGAGGAAGCUUAUACUACUGAACAUUGGUUAGUACGCAUCUACCGCGUAAAAAAACCAAAUGAAUUCAAUCGACCUUCAUUAAAGCUCAGUGAAAGAAUACUAACACCAACCAAUUAUAUCACUAAAAAGAAUCCUAAACGCCGUAAAGGAUACAUAAAAAGUCGACCAACUGUUAUCAAAGGAAAAAGAACCAAAAAAUUACAAUAAUAUAGGCUAAAAACUAAAACCUUUACAUUUAACAUGCGACAAGCUCUUAUUUUCGGCUAAAUAUCACAUGUCAUCAUACAUGAACAUUAUAUAUCUUUCGCUAUGUUAAUAAAAAUCUAUUAUUUUUAUUAAUUCAAUGUUUUGUAACAAGAGCUAGUUAAAACAUAUAACAUGUUUCCUUAAAUACCAUAAAUUACAAGACGACUACACCAUACUCAUACUCGUAAGGAUAAGGGUAAUAUAUUGCAGAUAUUAAACGA
Messenger RNA from Bactrocera neohumeralis, 2720 nucleotides. It is a transcript of the gene Stt3B, whose product is annotated as dolichyl-diphosphooligosaccharide--protein glycosyltransferase subunit STT3B. The transcript is spliced from 5 exons. Gene Ontology annotation, molecular function: dolichyl-diphosphooligosaccharide-protein glycotransferase activity. Bases 124 to 2460 code for a protein of 778 amino acids. Gene Ontology annotation, biological process: post-translational protein modification. NCBI's taxonomy places the organism in Eukaryota, Metazoa, Arthropoda, Insecta, Diptera, Tephritidae. Gene Ontology annotation, cellular component: membrane. The record is from RefSeq and is a predicted model, not a curated record.